CCUCGUUUUCUCUUUCGUGGCUUAUAAAUCUCAGGUCAUCUCUAAUUUUGGGGAGAAAAAAACUAUCACUUCGCUUUUUUUUUAGAGAGAGAAACAAAAUAAACCAACAUUUUAGAGAGAGAAAAAUUAGGUGGAGAAAUUCAGGAGAGAGAAAACGUGUAGCAAGAUCGCUCUGGAGUCGACCUUUUCCCUUCCGCGUUGAGGGAGGUGGUUAUGCCGGUUGGCUUACAGGUUCCAGACUUUGGUUUAAGCGACUCAAUUUGUUUUCCUAAGCUAUGGAGCAUGUCAACUUCUGGUCAAAUUCCUUCCAUUUUCAGGUCCUUUCAUUCCAGAAAGUUCUUGACUGGAGGUUCUCUAUUCUUGGAUUCCUUCUUGUUUCCUUUGUCAACAGCACCUAGUGCCCAAGUUUUUCUAAAUGAUCAGAAUAGGAGGCCUAAUGCAAUUUUCUACUAAGAAAUUUGUUGGAUCUUUAGUGCUCUCCUAUGACGCAUUGUGGAGUAUUUAUCAAGUCGAGAGUUUCAGAAAGAUAUCUUGUGGGUCUUCUGCAGGCUGAUAAUCGCAGUUUGAAGAAUGCAGAUUGCUUUUGUAGUCACCACUAGAUAAGCCUAUCCAAUUAGACUCUUUGUGCCAGUAGUAUUUUGCUUUGUUCCUUCGGGUGUCUGUUAGGUGCGUAGAAGUCAUUUCCAGAUAGCUCUGAGUUCUGUGGUAGCCUUGGUAUCAUGACGUAAUUCGAGAUUCUUCUUUGAAGAACAUGUUCUUGAGUGCCCAAGCAUCUCAGCCAUCUACCUUUUUGGACUAUCUCAGAGCCGCUGGUCAUGUGUCUACUGUGAUUAGGCCCUCAACAUUAGCUGAUUGCAGGAGUUUAUGUGCUUGCGUACUGCGAUAGGAAAUUAACGGGUGGAUUCAGCUGGAUCAACCAAACAAUUUCUUUCUUAUUGUAUAGUGUUAUUUACAGACAUCUAUUGGGCGUCUUUUUCUUAUGUGUGUCGUGUUAGUGAUUCGUCAAUUUUGUUGAAUAAAAGAGCACUUUGCCAACGACUCAGUUUCGUUCUUUCCGACUCAACAAUGGAGAGGUACAAGCUAAUUAAGGAAGUUGGUGAUGGAACUUUUGGGAGUGUUUGGCGUGCUAUAAAUAAACAGACGGGAGAAGUUGUUGCUAUAAAGAAGAUGAAGAAAAAAUAUUAUUCCUGGGACGAAUGCAUAAAUUUGAGAGAAGUGAAGUCACUAAGGAAGAUGAGCCAUCCUAAUAUUGUGAAGCUGAGAGAAGUUAUUAGAGAGCAUGAUAUCCUGCAUUUCGUGUUUGAAUAUAUGGAGUGCAAUUUGUACCAACUUAUGAAAGACAGAGGAAGGCCCUUUUCAGAGAAUGAAGUCAGGAAUUGGUGCUUUCAAGUAUUUCAGGCUCUUGCCUACAUGCACCAGCGUGGGUAUUUCCAUCGUGAUCUUAAACCAGAGAAUCUUCUAGUCUCAAAAGAUGUUAUCAAAGUAGCUGAUUUUGGACUUGCAAGAGAAAUUAAUUCUGGGCCACCUUACACAGAAUAUGUCUCUACACGCUGGUAUAGGGCUCCUGAAGUUCUGCUCCAGUCCCCUACUUAUACUUCUGCUGUGGAUAUGUGGGCAAUGGGUGCGAUAAUGGCUGAACUGUUCACUCUUCGUCCUCUCUUUCCUGGACUAAGUGAAGCAGAUGAGAUUUAUAAGGUAUGCAGCGUCAUCGGAACUCCGACAGAGAACUCGUGGUCCCAUGGACUAAUGCUUGCUAGGGCCAUGAACUACCAGUUCCCACAGCUUCCUGGCGUGCACCUUUCAACUCUCAUGCCCUCAGUAAGUGAAGAUGCAAUUAGCCUUAUUAGGUCACUUUGUUCCUGGGACCCAUUCAAGAGGCCAACAGCAGCAGAAGUCCUUCAGCAUCCAUUCUUCCAGAAUUGUUACUAUGUCCCACCAUCUCUACGGACUAGAGCUACUGUCAACAGAACACCCCCGUCAUUAGGAUCCAGGGGAUAUGUUGAUCAGAAAUCUGCGAGGAAGAGUUCUGGUCCUGGCACUGUGCCCUUCUCAAAAACCACAAGUCUGAAACCCCAUGUUGCUUUUGGUGCGGGUGUACAACGCAAACUGGAAAUGGAUGGGAAGGAUUUGAACAAGAAUGACAAAUCUGUGAAAAGCUCUGUUAAACAGCCAAAAUAUCGGCCACCAGUUAGGAACAGUCCAUCCUCCAUGUACCCAGGGAGGACCACUCGUGGAGUAAGCGAAGCAGCGGAGAGGUUGUCGAAAAUAUCUCUGGGAUCUGGCAGGCAAACAACUAGGUCAUCAGUACCACCACCUAUGAAGGCUGGAGGAUGGCAUGGGCAAUCCAAUAUGUUUAUGGGACGGUCUCAGGAGAUCCAACCCAGCAGAACUUUUACAAGAAAAGUUGCUGGAUGAUCUGUUCUUAUUACUGGUGACUUCAAAUUUCAAUAAGCAACAUACAGCUAAACUUCACGCAUUUUCAGUUGGAUGUUAUAUAAUAGUGCUGUUUUUUUUCCUUCUUUCUCUUUGCUAAAUGUUUGGAUGGAGUGAUACUAUAAUCUCUGCUUGUUUUAUUGUCCAUGUUUACGUGUUUCCAAAAUUAUGAGGUCCUUUAAGUGCUUUCGACAUUGGAGGAUGUUGCUGUGAUAAUAUACUAUUUGCUUGUGAUAAUAAUUUGCGUAAUUUACGCAGUAAAGCUUUUAUUUGUUAUUUA
Molecule: messenger RNA, 2713 nt
Organism: Beta vulgaris subsp. vulgaris (sugar beet)
Lineage: Eukaryota; Viridiplantae; Streptophyta; Magnoliopsida; Caryophyllales; Amaranthaceae
Product: cyclin-dependent kinase F-4
Exons: 16
Coding region: 1066-2415 (449 amino acids)
Biological process (GO): intracellular signal transduction; protein phosphorylation
Cellular component (GO): cytoplasm; nucleus
Molecular function (GO): ATP binding; protein serine/threonine kinase activity
Source: RefSeq, a predicted model, not a curated record